AAACGAUAUCUCGAGUGGGAGUUGCGGCUUAUGAUCACAGUAGUGGUAUGACAGAAGCGCUGUCAUUUAGAAUUGAACGGAUAACUUAUUUGUCAAAUAUUUAAAAACAUCGCCACAACACAAUGGCGAUGGGCAAAGGUUUUCGCGUAUACGAAAAAUUAAAACCACCUAGUCCACAUUCCCUUUUGUUAGAACGUCGAAAUCAUAAAGAAACUGUUUUAUUUGAAUCUCAGGCUGUCGCUGUACUUUCUCUUCAAGAAACAGAAUCCUUAAAAGGACAAUAUACAAAAUUGUUAGAUGCCUAUGGAUGUUUAGGAGUGUUACAAUUAAAUGCAGGAGAAAACACUUUACUUUAUCUUGUCCUUGUUACCGGUUGCUUCUCAGUUGGUAAAAUUGGUGAAACCGAAAUCUUCCGAAUCACACAAUCACAUUUUGUUCCUUUACAUUAUAGUCAAGGAAAUGAAGAUCGCGUUUCAGAAGUUAGGAAAUUUCUUAAUUCCGGUACAUUUUAUUUUUCUUGGACAGCUGGGCAACAAGAAUGCCUUGAUAUCACACUCAGUGCCCAAAAAAGAAGUAAAUCAACAACCACAGAUAAUAGAUUUUUUUGGAAUCGAAUGUUACACAUUCAUCUGUUAAGAUAUGGAGUAGAUACGAGUCAAUGGUUACUUAAAGCAAUGUGUGGCAGCGUAGAAAUUCGUACUGUUUACGUGGGCCACAGACAAGCUCGCGCAGUUCUUGUAUCAAGAUUAAGUUGUGAAAGAGCAGGUACUAGAUUUAACGUUAGAGGGACCAAUGAUGAUGGACACGUAGCUAAUUUUGUGGAAACCGAACAAACUAUUUAUUUGGAUAAUGAAGUAACAUCUUAUAUACAGACUAGAGGAUCGGUUCCUUUAUUUUGGGAACAACCUGGAAUACAAGUUGGUUCGCAUAAAGUUAAAAUAUCCCGAGGAUUUGAAGCUUCAAAACCAGCUUUUGAUAGACAUUUAACUAUGAUUAAGCAAAGGUAUGGACAACAAGUGAUAGUAAAUCUUCUGGGCUCCAGUCUCAUUGGUAGUAAAGAGGGGGAAGCAAUGUUAAGUCAAUUAUUUCAAACACAUCACAAUAUGUCAGAACACAAAGAUGUACCACACAUAUUAUUUGAUUAUCACCAGGAGUGUAGAGGUGGAAACAUGAAGAAUCUCUCCAAACUAAAAGCUAAAGUGGAAAAGUACUUAGAGUCCUUUUCCUUAUUUUAUGCUGCUGGAAAAAAUGUAAUACUUGAACAAACUGGUACAAUUCGUACUAAUUGCUUAGAUUGCUUGGACAGAACUAACUGUGUACAAACUUUUUUUGCAUUAGAAUUGCUAGCACAGCAAUUGAGUUUAUUAAAACUACUUGAAAAACAACAAAUGGUAUCAAGAUUCGAGGAAGUUUUCCGUCAAAUGUGGAUAUAUAAUGGCAAUGAAGUCAGUAAAAUAUAUGCUGGAACAGGCGCGAUACAAGGAAGCUCGAAAUUAUUAGAUGGAGCAAGAUCUGCCGCUAGAACGAUACAAAAUAAUCUUUUGGAUUCGAGUAAGCAGGAAGCUAUAGAUAUUUUGCUCUUAGGUUCUACAUUAAAUACAGAGAUAGCUGAUAGAGCUCGAUUAUUAUUACCAUCUAAUAUGUUACACGCUCCGCCAAGUGUAUUGAGAGAAAUGUGUAAAAGAUAUAAUGAAUAUGUGACAACAAUGAAGCUUAGAAUAAGCGUUGGUACUUAUAACGUGAACGGUGGUAAACAUUUUCGAAGCGUAUCGCAUAAAGAUAUUUUACUUUCUGAUUGGUUAUUAGAUGCUCCACGUUAUUCAUCGUCAUUGGUAUCUGUUGAAUAUGAUAAUAUACCCGUGGAUGUAUUUGCAAUUGGAUUUGAAGAAAUAGUAGAUUUAAAUGCUAGUAAUAUUAUGGCAGCUAGUUCUGACAACGCAAAAGCUUGGGCAGAAGAAUUACAAAAAGUAUUAUCAAGAGAUACCGAAUAUGUUCUUGUUACAUAUCAACAAUUAGUUGGAGUUUGUUUGUAUUUAUUUAUACGGCCUGAACAUGCUCCUUACUUGAGAGAUGUUGCAGUAGACUGUGUGAAAACAGGUUUAGGUGGUGCUACGGGUAAUAAAGGUGCGGCAGCUAUACGAUGUGUCUUAUAUUCUACAUCUUUAUGUUUUGUAUGCGCCCAUUUUGCUGCUGGCCAAUCUCAAGUUACUGAACGCAACGCCGAUUACGCAGAAAUAACGAGAAAAAUAACGUUCCCUAUGGGUAGAACACUAAAUACUCACGAUUACGUAUUUUGGUGCGGAGAUUUUAAUUACAGAGUUGACAUGGAUAAAGACGAAAUGAAGGAAAUGAUCAAGAGGAAUGAAAUUGAUCAAAUACUGCAGUAUGACCAAUUAAAAGUACAACAGGAACAGGGUAAUGUGUUCAAAAACUUUUUGGAAGGAUCCAUUACAUUUCCUCCUACAUACAAGUAUGAUCUCUUUUCCGACGACUAUGACACCAGUGAAAAAUGCCGUCAGCCUGCAUGGACGGAUAGAGUUCUUUGGAAACGAAGAAAGCAAAUACCUGAUAUUGAUUCUCCUACAGAUUGGUAUCCAGGAAAGCUUAUUUAUUACGGUAGAGCAGAAUUAAAACAAAGCGAUCAUAGACCUGUUAUUGCUAUUAUCGACGUAGAGGUUCAUCGUGUCGAACCACAACAAAGGGAACACGUAUUCAAAGAAGUAAUCGAAGAUUUAGGCCCACCGGAUGGAACGAUAAUAGUAAAAACGGUAGAUGAGACGGAAGAUGCUGAUAGCGCGUUCGAUAGUAACGUUAUGAUGGCUUUGGUUCAAGAUCUGUCUCAUAUCGGCGAAGUGAUUCUCGUGAGAUUCGUUGGAGAAACAAUUUGGGUCACCUUUAGAGAUGGACAAUGCGCUUUGGCUGCUGCAAAAAAAGGAAUGACACACGUCUGCGGCCAAGCGUUAACUUUAACAUUAAAGUCACCUAAUUGGAUGCAACUCAUUGAGAAAGAAAUAGAAAUUUGUAGCAAUACUACGGCAUCGCAGCCUAGUGCUUUCUCGCCUGUUUCGAAAACUUCUUUGCCAAAAUUAGAGCAAUUAGGAAUUACCGAACACCCAUCGGCUAGUAAAGGAAAUACAAAUGGUGUUACACCACCACCUAGGCCAGCUCCACCAGGCAGACCAUCUCAACCGCCUAAAAGUCCAUACCAAGAGAAAAAACAAAUUCCGCACGCAGGUGUAUUUAGCGUAUUACCUAAUCAAUUUUCCACGACGCCAGUUAAGGAUAGAGCCGAAUCCGAUCAAGUGGAAAGAUCGUCUCCGGAAUCUGCAAUUUACGAAGAAAUAUUAGAUGGAUUUCCUAAUUAUCCUGCUCCAACUAGACCACCACCGCCAUUACCACGUACUGAUCCUUGCCAAGAAUCAUCGAGCAAAUGUAUUAGUUCUAUACCUCCUCCAUUACCGCAAAGACAAAUUCCUCCACCUCAGCAUGCCCCACCUAGCUUGCCUACAUCGUCGGUUCCACCACCAGUUCCAGCAAGAACAUCAGGUGGUCCACCUAUUCCAGCGAGAAAUCCACAUUAAAGACAGAGUUUAUGUUAGUCUUCAUUUAGAGUAUUAUUGUCAUCUUACAUAUAAAUAUUUAUGACACUAAAUAGAGAAAUGAGAUAAAAACAAGGCAAAGUUCUCUUUUGCUUCCGUAAGAGUCAUCACUCUCUCUCUCUCUCUCUCUCUCUCUCUCUCUCUCUCUCUCUCUCUCUCUCGAUGCCGCGAUAAAACUUCCAAAUCUAUUUCGUGGCUAGGACCAGUUCUUUAUUUGUAUACAAAAUAUCAGUAGGAAGUGCUUGUUACUGUACCAUUUUAUUAGUUCGAAUCCUUCUGCAAAAUAAUGAUUAAGUGAUUCCAUAAGAUCGUCGUAUAUCUAUGAUCUUUGAUUAUUAUUCAUGACCUUUGUGUUUAUAACGAUUAUAUGUUGUUUACAAAGUAAACGGAAAAUAAGUAAAAUUUUAAUGGCUAGAUACAAAUACAAGGAUCAUGAGAUAAUUUCUGAAAAAAUUUCUGUUUAUGAGAGAACUAGAGAAUUAUUUAAAAAUAAAAUAUAUAUAGCAUGUUUGACAUAUGAAACAAUGGUACGAUAUACAAUGUUACGCUUAAAUUAUAGCGCAUAAUUCGUAAUAAAACCCAUGGAAUAUGUUGUAGAUUCUAUUAGCUCGAGCGAGACAUCGCUUGAUGUAUCUCAAAUGUUGCAAAAUAGAGAACUACUUUAUGAAUUUUAUAGGAAACAGUUGUUAAUUUAUCUAUGGAGAAAGUAUAUACAAUGAAAAAAGGGCAAUAAAAUAGAGAUGCGUUGUAACUUAAGAUGAAAUGUAAUUCUCAUUAUUCAGCUUUGUAUACCGCCGAAUGCAUAUAUGUUGUUCGAUGUUAUAAAGAUAGCUAUUGUCAAAGUAGUACAAAAUUAAGAUUCCUUGCUUACCGAUAAGUAGCAACACGAAGAGACACUUAAACGAGUAGACAAAAAAAAUUUCGUUCCCACAUUUAUAAACUAUUUUCUCCUUCUGAAAGUAAAAUAAUAUUUUUAGAAACAUCAUUUAAAAGUAUUUUUAUAUGUUCUAAUCAUUUUUUCCAUCGUAACUUACAUUUUUCCAAUAUGUUUUUUUUUUUUUUUAACAGACAGUGCUUAAUAAAACUGGGAACAUCUUCCAAAAUAAAUCACAUGAUCGAAUAUUAAUCUAAAAUAUUUUUGUUAAAAAGAAAGACAAUUUUGAUGUAAUUUUAAUAACAAAAAAAAAGAAAGACGUCGUCAUUAUGAAAUUCCAUAAAAAAUUAUUCGAUGGGUAUAAAGCGUACGUGUUUAUAUAGUUUUUUGUUAUCUCUGAAAUAAUAAUUACAUUUUUAAAAAAAGAAUUGAAACAUUCCUAAAACAUCGAAAUAUAUCGAUAUCGAAUUUUUAUUAUUGUAGUUAUAGCUUAGAAUUUUAAUUAUAAAAUAUUUGAAGCUGCAACUAAUUUGCAGUACUACACUUAAUGGAUAUUAACAGUAAUGAAUUAAUAUUGUUUCAUAAAAAAAAAGAAAUUUUAUUUAUCUAAGUAGCACAUAACCGUCCUUCGAUUUUGAUGCCAAUUGAUUUAUUUGUGCUCUUGUUAAACGGAGAUAUAAAAUUGGUCCCUUUACUUUAUACAUUGUAGAAUGAUAUAUAAAAAAAUGUUUUCGCGAAAUUUAUGUGUGUGUGACGAAUAUAUAUAUAUAUAAAUAUAUUGUAAACACAAAGCGCUGUGCCUGUCACAAAAACUAAGAUCAUGUGUAAAUCAAUGUAAAUGGCUGUGAACACAAAUCCGGAAGAGUAUGCUUUUAGUUAUAACACAUUAAUCCCUUUUAGCAAAUAAAUUAUGUACAAAAACGAAUAUAUCCCAUAACGAUUCUUACGAGCCACAUUUCAAUCAUUUUAGAUUGUUGAUGACAUCAGAAACGGAAAGUACAAGAAUGACUCAACGAAUGACAAUGCACCGCGGAUACGUCAAGAGUACAAAAGACUAUCCCGAUCCUAGCAACAGUUUAUAACGAAUAAUAUGUGGAUGCAUUUUAAUAUAUACAUCAUUUCUCAUUUAAAAUUAAAAUUCUUUCUUGUUACGCUAUACGUAGUUAAUGAUACGAGUUUCUUGUACUUUCUCUUAAUUCACAAGAUAGUUUACCGAAGAUAUUUAAAUUUUUAAGGGGAAGAACUGUUGCGCACUAAAUCACAUAACGAUUGUGUUUUCGCGUUCCAUAACUUUAAAUUAAUUUCGCACAGCAUUCAUUUGUAGCACGACAAUAUAUUGGAAUGAUGCAUUGAUAUUAUUUCAACUUACAUGAUUAUGUUUAAAUAAAUCAAUGCAAAAUUCAUUGUUGACUUGCGAAGAGUCUUAAAUUAAUAACUAACUAGAUCCUGAUCGAUCUUAAAUACAAUGAAUAAAAAAUUAAGAGAUCUUCCGUCUGCACGCUUUAUCUUUUUGUAGAUGAAGAAAAAAAAUCGAUUCUUACAAAUCCAGAUUGAUUAUAAAUUUACAAUUUCAAGUGUGAUAUGUGUGUGUGUGUGCGUGUGUGUUUGUGUACACAUACUGUAUAUCGUUGCGCGCAUUAUUCGAAAUUAAAUUCAGAUGAAACGAAAAGCGAUUCAUUGUCAGCAUAUAAUAAUAUAGAAAAAAAGGAUGCUGUGUUAAAAAGUACGGGAUCCAGUAAGGAAAUACCUAAUAAAAAAGAAUAUAGGAUAUACUAAAUGUUAAUGAGAUGUCAAAGUAAAAGUCUUAUGAGAUUA
Vespula vulgaris is the source of this 6288-nucleotide messenger RNA. RefSeq names its product synaptojanin-1 (gene Synj). NCBI's taxonomy places the organism in Eukaryota, Metazoa, Arthropoda, Insecta, Hymenoptera, Vespidae. The coding region runs from base 123 to 3581 and encodes 1152 amino acids. Gene Ontology annotation, molecular function: nucleic acid binding; phosphatidylinositol-4,5-bisphosphate 5-phosphatase activity. The record is from RefSeq and is a predicted model, not a curated record. The transcript has 7 exons. Gene Ontology annotation, biological process: synaptic vesicle endocytosis; phosphatidylinositol dephosphorylation.